AUGAACCCACUCGCCCAAGGCUGGAACAAUGCCAAUGCGUCCACCCAACCGACAUAUGGAGUGCUUCCUGGGCCUGGCUACUCCCAGCCCGCGACGACGCUCGCGAACCCGCCUGAGCUCGUCCGCUUUGUCUUUACGCCGUCCGGCCCCGACGGCACCAUCCACAACUCUGUCGUGACCCGGAUCAGCGCCGGUCCGACCGAGCCGGUAUUCCGCAUCACCACCAACUCAACAACGCAUGGAUAUUCCGUCGUGCAGAGCGGCGCCUACGAGAAGUGCGCGUAUGUCGAGUGGCUGGCACAGGCAACCCCGAUGGUAGAGGUGUACGGUAUUGUUUCGAAGCGGACCACGGCGGCAUGGCUGGCGCUCUCGUCAAGAAAGAGCUAUCGUCGCAUGAGCGCGCGCCAUUACACGUUCCGCUGGGUUCCCGAUGAAAGUAACAUCAACUUAUCCAGCGACUCGGCCUCAAAUCCCCGCUUUUACGGACGUAUUUCGCGCGCACAUGGUGUAACGGCGGUAGAACUUACCCCCGAGGCAUUGCAGCUGGGUCUCUUGGAGGUCGCAGUGGUCGCCGCGCUGGUGAUUUUGUCCGGAAGAAAUAUAGAUUGA
This is a messenger RNA of Mycena indigotica, 609 nucleotides long. RefSeq lists its product as uncharacterized. The record is from RefSeq and is a predicted model, not a curated record. Lineage: Eukaryota; Fungi; Basidiomycota; Agaricomycetes; Agaricales; Mycenaceae. The coding region runs from base 1 to 609 and encodes 202 amino acids. The transcript has 3 exons.